Molecule: messenger RNA, 3299 nt
Organism: Colletotrichum navitas
Lineage: Eukaryota; Fungi; Ascomycota; Sordariomycetes; Glomerellales; Glomerellaceae
Product: ABC transporter transmembrane region 2
Exons: 4
Coding region: 379-2859 (826 amino acids)
Biological process (GO): peroxisome organization; fatty acid beta-oxidation; long-chain fatty acid import into peroxisome
Cellular component (GO): peroxisomal membrane
Molecular function (GO): ATP hydrolysis activity; ATP binding; long-chain fatty acid transmembrane transporter activity
Source: RefSeq, a predicted model, not a curated record
GCUGGCACUGCCUCGGAACUCCACUGCCCGCCGGCAUUCACAUGUCGUAAUGCGAUCACGAGCCAGCGUCCCCCAAAGCGUUCCUUUCUCCAACAGCAAACGACUCAUGCCUCCAAUGCGACCACGUGCUUAGCUGGAAUUUCCCAAGCGUACACACACGAAGCUGAGACCGUCCGUCGCCAUCGAACAAACAGAACCUCAAUUGCGACGCAUUCUGCGCUCCUCCAUCCGUCGGCAAUAGCGUCGCACAUCUUGCAGAGUUGAGUUUCCAUCCGGUGAUGGCUGUGCAUUCGUAGCAGCAUCAUACCCGCGGCGAGCCUGCCCGACUCGAUCCCACCAUAACCACUACGUACCGUAAUCCCCGUCAUCGUCGCCGCCAUGGCCGAACAAUCAACCCUCCGCCAAUCGGCCGCAGAAGAGGCCAUCGCCGCCUUCUUCGAGAAAUACACAACCCUCAUCCGCUCCCGCCUCCAAAGCACAUCUCGCACAACUCGCCUGCUCGGAACACUUGCCCUCGCUGCAUCCAUCAUCCUGGGCGCCGCAGGAGGCAGGCGCUGGUGGAGACAGCGCCGCGAGGAAAGGGAACAGGGCCGCAAGCUCGUCCGCACAAACUCGUGGCUGCACAAUAAGGAUGGCUCCCGCACAAUUUAUGUCCCUUACAAGGAUGGCACCUCCAAGGUCGUCAUCCAGACGACCAAGCCGCUGACAUUCGAGGCCCAUCGCCGGCUCUUCCUCAACCCGCCACGGGUGUCCGGCCUCGGCGACGGUACCGUACCCGCGGCGCAGACCAAACCCGGGCUGAACUUGGCUUUUCUGCACCAGUUUCUGAGUCUGAUGAGCAUCAUGAUUCCGAGAUGGUCGAGCAAAGAAGCCGGCUUGCUCCUAAGUCACAGCGUAUUCUUGAUGCUUCGCACAUACCUGUCCCUUGUCGUCGCCCGACUUGACGGUGAGAUCGUGCGCGAUCUCGUCGCAGGGCAGGGCAAGGCCUUUCUCUGGGGACUCGUGAAGUGGUGCGGUCUUGGAGGUUUUGCAUCGUAUACCAAUGCGAUGAUCAAAUUUCUUGAGUCCAAGGUGUCCAUCGCUUUCAGGACCCGUCUUACUCGGUAUAUCCACGACCUCUACUUGAACAACAACCUAAACUAUUACAAACUCUCCAAUUUGGAUGGAGGCGUAGGCCAGGGUGCGGACCAGUUUAUCACACAAGAUCUGACAUUAUUCUGCGCCGCCGCGGCGAACCUGUACUCGUCGCUUGGCAAGCCUUUUGUCGACCUUUGCGUCUUCAACUACCAGCUCUUCCGGUCUCUGGGUCCGCUAGCUCUCACGGGGCUCCUGAGCAACUACUUCUUGACAGCAAGCAUUUUGCGCCGACUUUCGCCGCCCUUUGGCAAGCUCAAGGCGGUUGAGGGCCGCAAGGAGGGCGACUUCAGGAGUCUGCACGCGCGCCUGAUCGCCAAUGCCGAAGAAAUCGCCUUCUACGGCGGCGCCGAUAUGGAGAAGCAGUUCCUCAACAAAGAGUUCAAGUCGCUCAAGAAUUGGAUGGAAGGCAUCUACAUGCUCAAGAUUCGUUACAACAUGCUUGAGGAUUUUAUUCUCAAGUAUAGCUGGAGUGCCUACGGCUACCUCCUGUCAUCGCUACCAGUAUUCCUCCCAGCGUGGGGUGGCCUGGGCGGCGCUGCCGAGCUGGACCAGAAUGCCCCGAAAGGCAGCAGGGAGCGUGGUCGUAUGAAGGAGUUCAUUACCAACAAACGUCUCAUGUUAUCGCUGGCAGACGCUGGCGGCAGAAUGAUGUAUUCUAUCAAGGACCUGUCGGAGCUCGCUGGAUACACUAGCCGAGUUUACACGCUCAUCUCAACGCUCCACAGAGUCCAUGCCGAUGCCUACUUCCUUCGCGGACAACAAAACGAGCUGUACUCGCUUUCGGAUGUCCAGGGAACCAUCCAGAAGGGAUUCGAUGGAGUCAGAUUUGAGAACGUGCCUAUUGUUGCACCGUCACUGUGGCCCAAUGGCGGCGACGAGCUGAUGGAAUCGCUCUCCAUGGUCGUUAGGAGAGGAGAGCACCUUCUCAUCUCGGGACCCAACGGUGUGGGAAAGACGGCGAUUGCUCGCAUUCUUGCGGGUCUUUGGCCAGUGUAUCGGGGUCUUGUUAGUCGACCCAAGGAUAUUGGCCAGGAUGGCAUCAUGUUUUUGCCGCAGAGGCCAUAUCUCAGCAUCGGCACGCUCCGUGAUCAGGUCAUCUACCCCGAUGGCCAUCACGAUAUGCGUGAGAAAAGAAAGUCCGAAGACGACCUAAAGCGUAUCCUAGAGGAUGCUCGUCUCGGUUACCUUCCCGACCGUGAAGGUGGCUGGGACACCCGUAAAGAGUGGAAGGACGUUCUCAGUGGUGGUGAGAAGCAGCGCAUGGGUUUCGCUCGUGUCUUGUACCACGAGCCUCAGUUUGCAAUCCUCGACGAAGGAACCAGCGCUGUGUCCCAAGACGUCGAGGGACUUCUCUACGAGGUGUGCAAGGAGAAGGGAAUCACUCUCAUCACCAUCUCAACUCGCGCUUCCCUCAAGAAGUACCACACCUACAACCUUAUACUUGGAGGAGGAGAGCGCGGCGACGAAUGGGAAUUCGAAAGAAUCGGAACGGAGCGGGAGAAGAUGCAAGUCGAGAAAGAGCUCCAGGAUCUCCGGGAACGCCUUGAGCAAGUGGAGACAUGGAAGGCGAGACGGCAGGAGAUCGAGGAAGAGCUCUCGCGUGUGUGGGUGGCUGGUGGUGACGAGUUGGACCCUCCGUCAUAUGCCGCGAGUGAGAGCGAAUCGGCGAAGAGCAAGGGCAAGGGUAAUGAGUCGCUGCAGGAGGUGCAGGGUGAUGCUUAAGAGGAAACGCUCAGCUGAUCCUGCAUCUGCACGACCAUCAUAUACCUCAUUCAUAUACGGUUAUCUGGUUAUCUGGAAAGGAGGGUGAUUUUCACCGUGUUCAACGAGAGAAAGAGCCGUGUAUCAACAGUUUGGCUCAUAGAACCGCGCGAAACAUAUGGCUUCCUCACUAAGUAUAUUUCCAUAGUUUUAGGCUACGAACGGCCCAUGUCUUCACGAUGCAAUCCACCCGUCUGCUCGUCGUUAACAUUGCCAUUCUAGCUUCGUGAUCUCUGAGCCUCACAAGAAGCCCCCUCCAACCUCCGACUAUAGUUCACUUCGUCGCUGGGAUUGUGCGGCGAACGCCCUGCUGUAAACAGAUAAUCCAAUUUGCGCCACCUUCAAGUUGAUGCCGCGUAGACCUGGCCUCUCGAAAAUGGCACUUUGCUAGUAGUUUCGUG